AUGCCGAAGUCAGUUAGUUGUUUGAAGGCGAAGCCCAGAAAGAAGCGCAUCAGUCGUAAGAACAUGGCUAGCAGUUCAACGGCUGCUAUGAACCACGUUAUAGAUGUAGAUAAAAUUAUAGAUGUAGAAGAAGAUUCCUACUUCUCAGAUCUGCAUGGAAACGUGGAUGCCCAGGAACUACAACUUCAAGAGGCCCUAAUAUCUUCAGCAUCCAAAAGUAAUGCAUCAUCAUCAUCAUCACAAAAAGUUACAUCGUCAUCAUCAAUUCCUGCAACUUCCCCACCUCCAAAUAAAUUAAAGAGGAAGCAGCCAAUGGUGAAAGCUGAAGAAGCCACAUUACACGAGCGCAUUUGUGGCAUUUGCAUGGACACAAAAGCUCUACCAGAAAUCUUUUCAAAUGCAAAGGUCUGGGGCCAUCUGUUCUGCUCUGAUUGCAUAAGCCAAUAUGUAUCUGUGAAGAUUAAAGAAAACAUCGCGAAGGUGAAGUGUCCUGACCCAACGUGCAAAGGGAUAAUAGGACCUGAAGUUUGUCGAGAUAUAGUGCCAAAAGAAGUUCUUGAAAGAUGGGAGGAUGCUUUAUGCGAGUCCAUGAUCCUGGCUACUCAGAAAUUCUACUGCCCGUUUAAAGAUUGUUCAGCCAUGUUGGUGGAUGAUAGCGGAGAAACUGUGACAUCUUCUGAAUGCCCAAACUGCAACAGAUUGUUCUGUGCGCAGUGUAAGGUGGCAUGGCAUUCAGGGAUGGAUUGCAAAGAGUUUAAGAGCCUAAAGAAGGAUGAGAGAAAUCCAGAGGAUCUAAUGUUGAUGCAGCUUGCCAAGAACAAAAAAUGGAAGAGAUGCCCAAGCUGCAACUUUUAUGUGGAAAAACAAAUCGGUUGUCAUCGCAUUUCUUGCAGAUGUGGGAAUCAUUUUUGUUAUGGAUGUGGAAAGAAGCACGUUGGAAGCUAUGCUUGUAAUAUUUGA
Molecule: messenger RNA, 960 nt
Organism: Lactuca virosa
Lineage: Eukaryota; Viridiplantae; Streptophyta; Magnoliopsida; Asterales; Asteraceae
Source: the annotation of a GenBank genome assembly